AUGGCUAUCUCACCUUUACAGCCUUGGAGAGCCGAGAAUGAAGAUCUUUCCUUCAUAGCCCGGUGUGAGGGAGGCAAAUCUACUGAGCAGAACCCCGACAAUCAUCUCCACUUUGGCAGAGAGGCAGAAAUGCGAGAGGCUAUCCAGAGGCUUAGGUGCUGUGAGGUGACUUCUAGCAGCUGGCACAAGGAUAUACAGGUGCUGAAGUACCAAAUGGACAACGUUAGCUCUCAGGUCCAGCUGCUUGGGGGCCAUCUGGAGGAUGUCCGUGCUGACAUCCAGCAGACAAAAGGUGUGCUGAAGGGGUCUGUUACCUUGGCUUCAGAAACCUUGAAGCUGGCCAGUGCUGAUAUCCACAGUCUGAGAGGAGAUUUGGAAAAGGCAAAGGCUAUGACUUCCCAAACCCAAGGUCUCUUAAAGAGCAGCGGAGAAAACACCAGUGCUGAGCUCCACAUGCUGGGCAGAGGCCUUGGGGAAGCCCAGUCAGAGAUCCAGGCACUGAGGGGCAGUCUGCAGAGUUCAAGCGAGCUCAGCUCCCAGACCCGGAUCUUUCUCCAGCGCAAUGUGAACAGCACUAGCGCCGAGAUCCAGGCCAUGAAAGAUCACCUGGAAAGGGUUGGCGAUGAGAUGAACUCAUUAAAGAAAAAUCUGGAAACAGCCGCUACUCAGACUCAAAAGGCAAACAGCCACCUGGAGCAGACAGAGGCCCAGAUCCGGGUGUUAACAGCUGAGCUGAAGAGCACCUGUUCCUUAAACUCCAAGAUCGAGGUGGUCAAUGGUCAAUCGAAAGAAGCCAGCAGAGAGUUACAGACGCUGAGAGGAGGCCUGAGCGAUGUCUCGGCUUUGAAGUCCAAGGUCCAGAUGCUACAGAGCGAUCUGCAGAAGGCCAAGGCAGAGAUGCAGAGCUUGAAAACAGAUCUGGAGGCUACGAAAACUCUCACUGCCAAGAUUCAGGAGGAACAGAGUGGCCGGAGGGCCCUGCGGGCAGCUGUGGCUGCACAGGGGCAGGUGCAGAAGACUCAGAAUCAGCUUUUCCAGCUAAUCCUGCAGGGCUGGAAAGUCUUCCAGGGAAACCUGUAUUACUUUUCUCAUGACAAGAAAUCAUGGCACCAGGCUGAGCAAUUCUGCGUGUCCCAGGGAGUGCACCUGGCAUCUGUGACGUCUCAGGCAGAGCAGGCAUUCCUGGAAUGGUACACGAGUACUGUGUACCAUUGGACCGGGCUCACUGACAGGGGCACAGAGGGCAACUGGCGCUGGGCAGAUGGGACACCAUUCAAUCGUGCCCAGAGCAAUGGGUUUUGGGGGAAAAACCAGCCGGACAACUGGAAACAUGAUGGAGAGUGUGAGGACUGUGUCCACAUGCAGCACCUGUGGAAUGACGUGGCCUGUGGAGCCACCUACCACUGGGUGUGCAAGAAGGCUACGGGUCAGGCUGUGGCCACAACGGGCCACAGCUGA
Acomys russatus (golden spiny mouse) is the source of this 1458-nucleotide messenger RNA. RefSeq names its product C-type lectin domain family 4 member F (gene Clec4f). NCBI's taxonomy places the organism in Eukaryota, Metazoa, Chordata, Mammalia, Rodentia, Muridae. The record is from RefSeq and is a predicted model, not a curated record.